AUGUCCCUCCACAACGGCGCAUACAGCCAUCAGGGCUACUCAGCGCCGCCUUACAGCCAGGGAUAUCACCACCCGCCGGGGGGCCAGAUGUACGCCCAAGGCCACAGCAACACGCAAAUCUACUACACGCCCGACAGCAACAACGCCGACGACGCCGCGUCUUCGUCGGCGUCGUCGGCGCGGCACUGGUACGGCCAGCCCGGCCGGCCCCGCAGCGAAUGCUCGCCGGCCGUUACGGCGGACGACACCUUCGCCCGCAAGAGGCGGCGCCUCACCUACAUGUACUACGUCCUGCGGCAGAUCGCCAUCAUCGUGCCGCUGGUCGUCAUGUUCCUCAACAUCAACAUCUACGUCUCGCGCCGCGGCAAGUACCUCAACGACUCGACGAGCCCGGCCGACCCCAUCUUUUACACCAUGUGGCUGACCGUCCCCAUUUCUUUCUUGAUGUUGAUAUGGUCCCUCACGGCCGUGAUAUGGCGCAAGAGGGAGCCGUACCGCGGCGGCAUCCCGAAGCAUGUCCAUUUCGGCAUGGAGCUGUGCUUCGCCAUGGGGACGACCAUCUGCUGGGUCCUCCUCGUCAUCCAGAUCGAGUCCAAGAAGUCCAACGGCUACUACGCAUACCCGUACAUCCAGUACGAGGCGGCCCUGGCAUUCCUGCUGGGCCUCAUCAUGAUGUCCGAGUUUGGGCUUAUCGCCCGCGCGUGGUUCGAGUUCAGCCACGACAGGACCCGGUACAAUAACGAGGCCAUGGUGCAGGUGUAA
Molecule: messenger RNA, 762 nt
Organism: Colletotrichum higginsianum IMI 349063
Lineage: Eukaryota; Fungi; Ascomycota; Sordariomycetes; Glomerellales; Glomerellaceae
Exons: 3
Coding region: 1-762 (253 amino acids)
Source: RefSeq, a predicted model, not a curated record